GCACAGCGGUUAAGAGCUCGGCUGCCAUCCAAAAUGUUGGUGGUUCAAAUCUACCAGCUGCUACUUGGAAACCCUAUGGGGCAGUUCUGCUAGACUCCAUAGGGUUGCCAUGAGUUGAAAUCAACUCCGUGGCAAUGGGUACAGGCAUAGGCUUAAAAUCAUCAAUGGAUAGGAAAAGGAAAUAUCAAACCAGGCAGUUGAAAAUAUGUUAGAAGACAGUUUAUGAUACAGUGUUAGACAAGUUUGACUGAGAAAAUGCAUACAGAAGUACAAUGGGAUUGUCAAGGAGUGCAAUUAAUUUAAAGUGAGAUUAGAUGGCAAAGCUGAGGGUCAGUCUCCAGCAGUUAACCAAUUGCUGCAGUGCUGUGUUGAGUAAGGUAUAGCUUAUCUACCCGGGGCUGUGAUCCAAAAGCAUAGUGAAAUGAUCUUAAAAUAAACGUGAGGGGGCAGUUUAGUGUGAUUUAACAGGAGGACAUGGGAUAUACAUAACUGCUAUCAUUCUUCAAGUGCCAUCAAUUACAGUGAUCAUGAAAUCCAACCCGGAUACCUCAAUACAAUUUAGAGAAGAGGCAAAGAGAUACAGGAAGGUAAAGGAAAUGCACAUGUAAAUUUACAUUUUCCACAGAUGAAUCAUCAAGAAAUACCACCAGAAAGUAAUCUAACUGAAGUGAUGGAAUUUGUUCUCUUGGGCUUUGCUGACAUACCCCAUCUCCAGUGGCUUCUUUUUGGAUUAUUUUUAAUCAUCUAUAUCAUUAUCCUGAUGAGCAAUGGCACCAUAUUUCUAAUAACAAAAAUGGAUCCUGCUCUCCAGAGCCCUAUGUAUUUUUUCCUGGCAAAUUUUUCCUUCUUGGAAAUCUGCUAUGUAUCAGCUACCCUCCCCAGAAUGUUGAUGAAUCUAGGAACCCAGAGAAGAAGUAUUUCCUUAGUUGCCUGUGCUACACAGAUGUGCUUUGUCCUUAUGUUUGGAGCCACCGAGUGUUUCCUCCUGGCAGUGAUGGCCUAUGACCGCUAUGUGGCCAUUUGUAACCCUCUGAACUAUCUUUUAGUCAUGAACCACAGGGUCUGUACCCAGUUGGUGACUGGGUCCUGGACCAUUGGAAUCCCAGUUCAGAUAGGGCAGACAUAUCAGAUUUUCUCUCUGCCUUUUUGUGGAUCUAAGGAAAUUAAUCACUUCUUCUGUGACAUUCCCCCAAUACUCAAGCUAGCUUGUGGGGACACUUUUGUAAAUGAGGUGUUGGUCUACAUAGUUGUGUUGUUUAUCACAGUUCCAUUUCUUUUGAUACUGGGCUCCUACAGUAAAAUCAUCUCCAUCAUCCUGAAGUUGCCAUCAGCCACAAGUCAAGCCAAAGCCUUCUCCACCUGCUCGUCUCAUCUUAUGGUUGUGGUGUUAUUCUUUGGAACAGGAAUUACUGCCUACUUAAGACCCAACACUAGAUCCUCAGAGGGAACUGACAAAGUGCUUUCUCUUUUUUACACUAUCCUAACUCCUAUGUUUAAUCCCAUGAUAUACAGUCUAAGGAACAAAGAUGUCAUAACGGCAUUGAGAAAAUUGCUAUGUAAAUAA
Molecule: messenger RNA, 1564 nt
Organism: Loxodonta africana (African savanna elephant)
Lineage: Eukaryota; Metazoa; Chordata; Mammalia; Proboscidea; Elephantidae
Product: olfactory receptor 10AG1-like
Exons: 1
Coding region: 626-1564 (312 amino acids)
Biological process (GO): detection of chemical stimulus involved in sensory perception of smell; G protein-coupled receptor signaling pathway
Cellular component (GO): plasma membrane
Molecular function (GO): olfactory receptor activity; G protein-coupled receptor activity
Source: RefSeq, a predicted model, not a curated record